UAGUCCUAACUUCCUUUCAAUCGCAGCUGUUUUGCCCAGAACCCAUUUGUAAGCGAAGGACUCUUCCCGAUAAACCUUUCGGUGAUUGUAGAGGGGAGGGGGGAGUUUGCAUGGUAACAUCAACGAGCUACAUUCACCAAAUAUGAUGCUGUGCUUUGAAUGAGCACCCGAACUUGCAGAAAAACAACACGAAUGUUUGAUCGAAACUCGCUUGGGGAGGGUUGCAGCUUUGCAGCCAGAGCCAUUCUGCUUCAACAUGAACCACGGUGAACAACUGAUCGCCUUCACUCGUGCCCGGAAGAACGGAUCUUGGCGAGAUGGACACAUUCAGAAAAAAAAGAGAAGUUCUUGCAUCACCAACCAGGAAGGGGAGACUUUAUCUGGUGAAGCCGUGCGUAACUUUUACGAGAGCCUGGCACUUACAAGUAGCUCCAAAAGAGUGUUACAGAGGAAACCAAGGGUAGCUCGUGUCCUCCGUCGGCCAGCGCAGGUGUCUCCUUGCACCCCGAGCUGCCCAGAACAAACCGACACCCGCAAAGGGAAUCAGCUCUUGAAAGCCGCUCAAGACGGCAACCUGAAGUCUCUCCAAAAGCUUGUGGAGAAGGAAGGGUGUGAUGUGAAUUAUAAAGAUGGAUUUGACUGGACAGCCAUCAUGUGUGCAGCCUAUGCUGGACGAGAGGAAGCGGUACGUUAUCUUUUGAGACAUGAGGCUGCUUGGGAGGGAGUUUGUGAGUCACAAGGCCGGGAUGCUAUGGAUCUGGCUGAAGAUGCUGGACACGAAGAGGUGGUCAGCAUCCUUCGGGAGAGCAAAAGGCCUCAAGUGAAGAAUGAAUCCCCCAGUUUACCAGCCGAGAGAAAAUACUGCGAAGUGUGUCGGGCACACUAUAGCGAGGACACUGUGGCCCUCCAUGAGCGUUCCACCGCCCACCUUUUCAACCGACGUGACCCACUGCCUUCCACCCGCUACUGCAUCCCUGAGAGUAACGUGGGCUUCCAACUGAUGGUCAAAGGUGGCUGGGAUAAAGAGACAGGAUUGGGGCCAGACGGGGCUGGUCGCAAGUUCCCUAUUAAGACUGUCCUCAAGAGGGAUCAGAAGGGCCUCGGCUUCUGCAGUAACCUCAAACCCAAGGUUACCCAUUUCAGACCUCACGACCCUUGUGCUAUAGAGGAACCUGGGAAACGACAAUCCAGAAAGGAACGAGCAACAACGGUGGGGAAACGGGAGGCCUGCCGCAGAGAGGCCAAGGCCGCAGCUUGGGAACGCGACCUCCGGACUUACAUGAACUUUGAUCUUUGAACCGUUUUGGGACAGUUGGUGAUCCUGAGAAGGGCAUAUCCAGCUAUGAGUUGUGCAUCAUAAUAAAGCCUGUCUUAAAUCAUG
Molecule: messenger RNA, 1381 nt
Organism: Thamnophis elegans (Western terrestrial garter snake)
Lineage: Eukaryota; Metazoa; Chordata; Lepidosauria; Squamata; Natricidae
Gene: GPANK1
Product: G-patch domain and ankyrin repeats 1
Molecular function (GO): nucleic acid binding; protein binding
Source: RefSeq, a predicted model, not a curated record